AUGCCGACCUUGAUUCUUUCUUUCUUUCUCUUUGAUAUCGACCGCGACAUUUGCUUCCAUUUUUUUUUUCAUAUAUUUCUUUCCUUCAAUUUUCUUUUUGCAUAUAUAAUAUCGCGGACAAACACCGUCUACUUUCCUGUCCCGCCCAUCACCUCUUCAUGCUCUCUCCACCACCCCCAUCCGACCCGCCCUUCCCAGCUCUUUUACUGUGGCUGCCAUUUCUCUUCCAGUGGACAAAACAGGAGAGAAAGUGUCGGGGACUGGAUCGGGGAGGAAUUACCAAGCAUUUUUCUUUUCAGUGGAUGUAUGUGUGUGUUCAAUUUUUCUUCGGUUUCGCAUUCUGUCAAUCAAAAUUCUUCCAACUUUUCGCGCAAACUCUUCCUUUCAUCUCUUUCGAAAUUUGCUCCAUCAAAUUCCCGACGUCCUUCUCUUUCUAUUUUCCCUUUUCUAUCUUUUCCCAUAAAUACUGCAGAUUUUUUUUCUUCUAUCUAUUGCACUUGGAUUUUUUCCUUGUUUUUCUUUAUCUUUUUUCUCACAAGUGCAGAUUUUUUCCUUCGCUUACAACCUAACUGUAUAUACUUUCUCGCUAUCCUUUUAUUACAACUUUUUCACUUUUUUCUUUCUUAUAACUACAGAUUUCUUUCUUUCCUCUUAUUACAAAUUAAUAUUUUUCCUUUCCUUUUAUUACAAACUUUGUUUUUUUUCCUAACAACUAUAGAUUUCUUUCUUUCUUUGAUUACUUGUUCGCUUUCUUUUUACUUUUCUUUUUUCAAACAUCUAUUUCUUUCUUUCAUUUUAAUAUUUCCUAAACAUUUUUUCAUAAUUAUUGUCGCUUGCUUGCAUUCUUUUUUUUCUUCUUUCUUUCUGUUUCAGCUUGCUCGCUUUCUUUUCGUUCUUUUAUUUUGUACAGUUCUUCCUAAUAACUGCAGUCUAUUUUUCUUUCUUUCUCCUAACUAUGGCUACUUUGUGUUCUUCUCUGUUCUUUUCCCAACAACUGCAGCUUCUUUCAGCAUUUUCUUCAACGUCUGUUAUUAUUGUAAAUUUGGAUUAAGCAAAGCGGAAAACAGGAAAAUCAUAGAAAAUGUCAGAGUAAAUUAUUUGUGGAUAAUUCUUCCUAUGACACCAAAUUCAUGUGUCUGUAUAGACGAAGACUUACAUUUCUAUUUAGUUAUAUGUGGGAUUUCCUGUAUAUUUCUCAACGUGUCAUUAUAUGUAAGCAUACACUGA
This is a messenger RNA of Acanthosepion pharaonis, 1227 nucleotides long. The record is from the annotation of a GenBank genome assembly. NCBI's taxonomy places the organism in Eukaryota, Metazoa, Mollusca, Cephalopoda, Sepiida, Sepiidae.